This is a messenger RNA of Haemonchus placei, 492 nucleotides long. NCBI's taxonomy places the organism in Eukaryota, Metazoa, Nematoda, Chromadorea, Rhabditida, Trichostrongylidae. The record is from the annotation of a GenBank genome assembly.
AUGGAAAGCCGAAGUAUGUUUGUGAAGAGACCUACUGCCAAUGAAACUGAGGAUGACAUCCUGGCUAUGCAAGCUGAGUGGGAAGCCAAUAAGUCUCGAUCCGAUAAGGCAUCUGUGCAGAUCCAUAAAAUGAAGAAGGGUCCAGUAGCUUCAAAGCCUAUGCCAAGGAAAUUGGUAGCGAGGUCGACCAAUCCUAGAGCAUUUGAAGAGGGAGGCCGAUUUGUAAUUGACCUGGAAAAAAUUACAGAAGAAUGGUCUAAUCGGGUGUUGUUCGACGUCGAGGAACGAAACUCAGAUUGGCUGGAGUCUGAUCACAGCGAUGAACUUGCUCGUCAGCAAUUUGAAAAGCUACCCUAUUCCGCAGAUGAUGGUUUUCCAGAAGUACUAGAUUUGGGUGCCUAUUACAGGUAUCGUGAAAAUCAACUAAUAUCUGAACCGGAUGAACCAUUGCCUAGCGAAGAUGACAAUUACGAACUGGAGAAUGACAAGUGA